Molecule: messenger RNA, 1470 nt
Organism: Aspergillus bombycis
Lineage: Eukaryota; Fungi; Ascomycota; Eurotiomycetes; Eurotiales; Aspergillaceae
Product: glycoside hydrolase family 71 protein
Exons: 4
Coding region: 1-1470 (489 amino acids)
Biological process (GO): mating projection tip cell wall disassembly
Molecular function (GO): glucan endo-1,3-alpha-glucosidase activity
Source: RefSeq, a predicted model, not a curated record
AUGCUUCCGAGAAUACUCCCCUUGCUUCUCGCAGGCUUCUUGGCAUUGGUCGCUGCCACACCAAUGGCACAGCAUAUGGCUGAUAAUAUGGCGACUGACAAGCUCGUGUUUUGCCAUUUCAUGAUUGGAAUCACCAGCAACCGCCAAAGCGCUGCCGACUAUGACGACGACAUGAAGCGUGCGAAAGCCCUGGGCAUUGACGCAUUUGCACUAAAUAUCGGUGUAGACCCGUACACAGAUGCUCAGCUUAACUGGGCCUAUGAGUCUGCUGCCAAGAAUGACAUGAAGGUCUUCCUGUCGUUUGAUUUCAACUGGUACAACACCGGGCAGGCCAGCGCCGUGGGCGCAAAGAUCAAGCAAUAUGCAAGUCUGCCAGCUCAACUUUUAGUGGAUAACAAAGUCUUUGCAUCAUCUUUUGCAGGUGACGGCCUCGAUAUCCCUGCCUUGCAGUCCGCUGCUGGAACGGAUGUGUUCUUCGCUCCGAAUUUCCACCCUGGUGUUGGAGAUUUUAAUGCAAUCCAAGGAGGGCUGAACUGGAUGGCUUGGGAUAACAACGGCGAGAACAAGGCCCCAACCCCUGGUCGUACCAUUACUGUCGCUGAUGGCGACAAGGCAUAUGUCGAUGCUUUGAACGGGAAGCCAUAUAUUGCGCCUGUUUCUGGUUGGUUCUUCACCCACUUCGGGGGUGAGGUGUCCUACAGUAAGAACUGGGUUUUCCCUUCUGAUCUUCUCUGGUAUGAUCGAUGGCAACAGAUCCUGAGCCUCGGUCCGCGUUUUGUGGAAAUUGUCACCUGGAAUGACUAUGGCGAGUCGCACUAUAUUGGGCCGUUGGCUUCGCCCCAUACAGAUGACGGGGCGUCCAAAUGGGUCAUGGAUAUGCCACACACUGGCUGGCUCGAGAUGUCCAAGCCUUUUAUAGCUGCGUAUAAAGCCGGAGAUAGAUCAAUCGAUCAGUAUAUUACAGACGAAAAGUUGAUCUACUGGUACCGACCUACCCCGAGAGAUGUCAACUGCGACCCCACCGACACCACUAUGGAAGGUAAUCCCAAUAACUCCAGCGGCAAUUUCUUCCGGGGUAAACCCAACGGGUGGGAAACCCUGCAAGAUGCAGUGUUCGUUGUUGCAUUGCUCAAAUCACCUGCUACGGUUGCAGUUUCCUCCGGAAAGAACAGCAAGACAUUCGAGGCUCAGACCGGUGCCAGCGCCUUCACCGUGCCGAUGGGGGUCGGCCAGCAGAAGUUCGCAAUUACACGUGAUGGCAAGAGCAUUAUGGAAGACACAAGCCUGAAGGAUAUCGUUGAUACUUGCAUUUGUGGUAUCUACAAUUUCAACCCAUAUGUCGGGACUGUCCCCGCUGAGAGUACCAUCGACAAGCUCGAACCAGCUGGCCUUGCAAUGCUCAGUCAAGGAUUGAAGGUACCGUGUCCCACAAACACCCUGGGAGCUAGUGGUCCUCGUGUUACUCCCUGA